GGUAACGUUGUAAACAGUAAUCAGUCAAGCCCCGCCCCCGUCUCGGAUACCUUAUCGCUGGUAACCGCGGCUGAUCAAAUGCAAGUUCACGAUCAUGCUACACCUGUAAUUACUACUGAUUGCUAGUCAGAACAACGGCUGUGUACUCUUAAAAUCAUUGAAUAGCGCAGGGCCCUGAAUGAUGAAUGAAGUGAGGGAGAGCCUGCGGACGUUGGAGCAACGCUACGGCCUGUUCAAACAGCAGCAGGUCACGUUUGUUACAGCGCUGGAACGCACUCGUGAAAACGCUCGCGACAGGGCAAGAGUCGUCUCUAACCUGGGCCAGGUACAGACUUACCUGGAGCGCCACUGUAACAAUGCCACAGACCGGCGAAUCCUCACUAUGUACCUGGACUUGUGUAGAGAUCUCAGCCUCUUGUGUCAGAAGCUAGAAAGUCUAAAGCCAGAGGCCAGCCAGACGGAUAAUGCUUUGGAAACAUGCAAGACCCUACUUAUGCAUAACAGUGACAUUAGCAACCUGCGGGCUAGAUAUCCUCAUGGUGAAGUUAACCGCUUGAGCUGCGAUGAUGCAAAAAAUCAUUAUGGAGGAGUCGUCAGCCUCAUUCCUGUAGUACUGGAUCACAUCGAGGAGAGUAUAGCAAUCACUGAGCAAUACCAACAGUUCAUAUCCAAAGCUUUGAAGAGAUCAUCUCCAGAGUACACAAACAAAAUGGAUCAGAACACCCUAAAUAUCACAAGUGCCUCAGAAGAGCAACCUGGCACCUACGGUGUGGGCACACAGACUAAGACAACCAGAGCUGUGGGUCAAGACAAAAAUGUCUCAGACGCAUACUCUUCAGCCAAUCAACGAAGCUCCUGGGAUGUUGCCAAACCUGCAUGGAGACCACCUGGAAGGACAAAUAAAAUGUAACAACAUGAACUGAUCACUGUUCCUAACGUGAUUUACAAUAAAAAUUAGUGCUGUUCAUAA
Messenger RNA from Protopterus annectens (West African lungfish), 970 nucleotides. RefSeq names its product sperm acrosome associated 9 (gene SPACA9). The coding region runs from base 179 to 910 and encodes 243 amino acids. Gene Ontology annotation, cellular component: acrosomal vesicle; ciliary base; sperm flagellum. The record is from RefSeq and is a predicted model, not a curated record. Lineage: Eukaryota; Metazoa; Chordata; Ceratodontiformes; Protopteridae. The transcript has 4 exons.